Hydatigera taeniaeformis is the source of this 345-nucleotide messenger RNA. The record is from the annotation of a GenBank genome assembly. NCBI's taxonomy places the organism in Eukaryota, Metazoa, Platyhelminthes, Cestoda, Cyclophyllidea, Taeniidae.
AUGACUGCGGGAAUGUCAUCGACAGUGCUUCGGCUUCACCUCUUGCUUGUCGUCUGCCUCGUUUCACAGUUAUUGGAUUGUGGAACGGCAACCGAAAUCCGUCGAAUGUCAGCGAAGCGAAUGCAGCGACCAGCCUUUCUCUUUGAUGCCUGGGGUAAACGCAGUGUUUCGCGAGAACCGUCGUGGAGUUUGGUGGGUGAGGAUGAGGACAAUUAUCUUGUAGUCAUCCCCAAGCGCGAUUUUAAAUUGGCAAUGGCAAACGCAGAAGACGAAGCGGAAAAUCCGUUCGGACUACGACAGUUGGCGUCCAAACGCGGCGCAUACCUAGAUCUGCCAUGGGGUUAA